UUUUUUUUUUUUUUUUUUUUUUUUUUUUUUUACGUAUGCUGGGGGGAUCUACUUUCUGUUUGCCCGGAUUUAAAAUUACCCGUCCUGCUUUCAGGAGACGCAAAGGAGGGGGUUCGGAAGAUUCGUGCUGUGGACCGGGAACACAGUACUAACCGAGACUAACUUAUUCCCCCCGCCCCGCCGUUUCCGUCCCGGGGCACCGGGCUCCCUGCCGUGAGGGUUUACGCGACAUGAGUAUUGAUACACUUCUGGAGGCGGCCAGGUACCUGGAAUGGCAAGCCCAGCAGCAACAACAAACCAAACGUGACGAUGAUCAGCGCACGGAGAAGGAGCUCAUCAGCAGGGAGGCGGAGUCCAGGCGUGUGGAGGUUGUGACGUCACCCCAGCCUGUCAGAGCCAACCACACCGCCUGGGGUGAAGAUGUUCCCCGUCAGCAGCCUCACCACCCUCCUGCCCACCCGCAGCCUUCUCUCCCACCUCCUCAAGUCCCCAUCGCCGUCAUCCCCGUGGUGCCGGUGGUCAACGCCACGCCCUCCGUCCCCCCGCUUCCACUCUCGACGCCGAUCGCGGCGGCGGCGGCGACGUCGUUCAGCAGUCCCYCGCCUCUCAAGAAAGAGGCCGUGUCCUCGCCUCCGCAGCAGCAGAGAGCGGCCCCCCACCUGAUGUCCUCCCCGCAGAUCAAAGUGGAGCCCGCUCAUCAGCUGGUCGACGCCAAGUCCAGCCUGUCGCAGCCCCAGGUCCAGAUUCAGUACCCAGCAUCCAUCAGCACCAACAGCUCUGGCUCUCAUCACACGCUGCUUCCCCAUCAGAGUCCACCCACGUGUCAGCCACAACCUAACGGAGUGUUGAUGGAGGACAUGAGGGGGAUGGAGGGGAAGAGGAGACCAGGAGGUGCGGGGACCAGAGAGGUGCACAAUAAACUGGAAAAGAACAGGAGAGCGCACCUCAAAGAAUGCUUUGAAACACUGAAGAAGAACAUUCCAAACGUUGAUGAGAAGAAAACCUCCAACCUCAGCGUUCUGCGCAGUGCGCUGCGUUACAUCCAGACCCUGAAGCGUAAGGAGAAGGAGUACGAGCACGAGAUGGAGCGUUUGGCCCGGGAGAAGAUCGCCACGCAGCAGAGGCUCGCUGAGCUGAAGAACGAGCUCAGCCAGUGCAUGGACGUCGUGGAGAUUGAUAGAGUCCUCCGACAGACCAUCCAGCCUGAAGACGACCAGGUCUCCACGUCCACCGCUUCAGAAGGAGAAGAGAACUAUGAGCAGGACGUAGACGAUGAAGCUGCUGCUCCUYCUGCUUCCACACCCCUCCUCAAACCAGCACCCACCAUCCUACAAGCUCCGCCCCUCCUCACUUCACACUUAUCGAUCCAGCACGCUGCGCUGCCUCUUUCUGGAGUCCUCACCACCCCGGCCCCCUCUGCUCCUCCMCUUCCUCAAGCCAUCGCCCCCGCCCCUCCACCGGGCCCGCCCCCUCCUGCGCCGCACCCGCCGCCAGCCGUGCAGGUCCAGCCUACCGUCAUAGCCCACGCCACCGUGUCCCACCCGUCAGUCAUCCAGGCUGUCAGUCACUCUCUAGCAGCCAGUCACAAACACCUGACACACAUCGCCCCCUCGCCCGGCCCCGCCCCUUCCAGCCCCGCGCCCCACCAACAACUCACCGCACAGCCCAUCGGACACAUCACCGUCCACCCGGUGGCCCACCUAACCUCCCACCUCCCGACUCUUUACCCCCAGGGCGUGCCCGUCUCCCAGCCCACCAUGGUGGGCCACAUCACCCACACCUUCACCCACCACCCGCUGCCCCACAUCCAGGCCGGCCCUCAACCCAACGCCGGCAGCGCCCAGGUGAGCAGCGCGGCCGUGGUGAGCCAGGGCAAACCCACGGCGGUGCUGGCCCCGCACCCUCAGCUGGUGGGACAGGCCACCGUCCUCAACCCCGUCACCAUGGUGACGGUGCCCACCUUCCCCGUCAGCACGCUGAAACUGGCCUGAAACAAAACAAUCAGAUCGACAUGAAGAAAGACACGACRUCUGGGUUUCAGUUCCCAGAGAAUCUGAGAGAAAAAAAAGACAAGAAGCUCGUUUGAAACACUUCUUAUUUGAGUCACGGCUCUGCUGACUUGUGAACGAGUGAAUGCAGACUCGGUGGUUCAGGCCACUGUUUGUGAAAAUGAGACUGUGAUUUUUGGCUUUGCUGCAAAGACAGGAACUCUCUGCUUGACCCCCCCACCCCUCCCCUCUCUCUGCAACCAGAAGCACUAACAGAAUAAUCUCAGUUCACACUCAGGCAUGAAGGAGUUCCUUCAGUCACUCAUUCAGUCAGUUGGCAGAAGACAUGAGGUCCAUUCGUCUCACAGGAGGAGUCACUGAUGUUUAAGAGGAGCGUAUGAAACAAGUUGUUCCUCUAAAGCUAAACUUCCUUGUUUUGCAUCGUGUCAGGGUGUUUCCUCAAACAUUCUGGCUUCAUUUUAGUUCCAGCGUUCUCUUGGUGACCUUAUUUAUGCAUAAAAAGAGUUAAUAUUUCCUCCCAAACAGAACAACCCACUAAAGACAUGAAGGUAUUGGUUGGUUUCCACUCUGUGCUAAGACCUGAAAUGUUUGCAUCACUGUGAUGAAUGAAAGCUACACGUGUACCCAGUCUUUGAUCUGAGAGGGUUUUUAACAAACUGCACCUGUUUUUGAGGCGUAGAGUCAAACUGCUGAGUCAUUCUGAAGGUAACGCUGGUUGAGCUGUCGUGUCGCCACGUCACGCCAAACAACAAUCCAAAAAUUAAAACAUAAUUUUCCAAAUCUGCUCUCUAAACUUUCAGACGGGUUUCCUCUUUUUUUAUUGCAUCAUUUUGCUGGAAGUGAAGGACUGAUUUCAGUUUCUAUUAAAGUUUACAUCAGUUGAACAUGUGAGAGCGGACCCUGAGUUUACAAUUUAUUAUUUUUAAAAAUGUUGCCAAACGACGUCAGACUCACUUUGUUCCAAAAAGUUUGAGUACGUAACAGAAAAAAAACAAACGAUCAGGUUGAAAGUCCGUUAGCAUUUGUCGCACUUUAUUUGAUGAAUAAUUUGCAUUCAGUGUCCAAAUUGGGAAUGUGUGACGCCCUCAUCUUUGUGCGCAUAUUCUGCCUCCUCCUCCUCCUCGUGUCCUCGCCUCCUCUGCUGUGUCGAUAUUUUCUGUAUUUGUGAUUAUAUGUUUGAUAUAUUCUGUAUUAUAAUUAAUCCUACCGUACCUGUA
Austrofundulus limnaeus is the source of this 3226-nucleotide messenger RNA. It is a transcript of the gene mntb, whose product is annotated as MAX network transcriptional repressor b. Gene Ontology annotation, molecular function: RNA polymerase II cis-regulatory region sequence-specific DNA binding; protein dimerization activity; DNA-binding transcription factor activity, RNA polymerase II-specific. The record is from RefSeq and is a predicted model, not a curated record. The coding region runs from base 231 to 1991 and encodes 586 amino acids. Gene Ontology annotation, biological process: regulation of transcription by RNA polymerase II. The transcript has 6 exons. NCBI's taxonomy places the organism in Eukaryota, Metazoa, Chordata, Actinopteri, Cyprinodontiformes, Rivulidae.